UUUUUUUUUUUAAAUAGCCUGCUGUAUACCGACUACAUUUUUUUAAAUCUCCAUUUUAGACAGUACAUUGACGCAUCAUAAAGCAUCAUGACCGGGACAAUGUGCGUGGGUACGGUCAGCUCCUGAUGACCCGUGUGUCUUUCCAUUCCAGGCAGGUAACGCCGACAAGAGUUUUCCCAGCACUGAAUCUGAGUGUGACCCUGGAGAUGGAUCGGCAGAGCCCGGGAGAGAAGCAGGCGGAAACUAAUAGGAAUGUAGCCACCACCUCCACUACAUCAGCUGCUGUCACCAUGGCAACAACCAGCUCUAGCAACACCACGUGCACCCAGGCGCCCUCUACUUCGCUCAGCAUCAUUCCACCCGACAGGAAGGCAGUCCAGGUGAUCCAGCAGGCCAUCCACAGGCCUCAGAGCAUGGCAGCCCAAUACCUGCAUCAGAUGUACGCAGCUCAGCAGCAGCACAUCAUGCUGCAGACAGCAGCCCUGCAGCAACACCAGCACACACCCCAUCUGCAAAGUCUGGCCACCAUACAGCAGGCUUCAGUCUGCCAGAGACAAACACCGUCUUCAUCCAGUGGUAGUUUGGUUCAGCCUCCAGCUGGUUCCCACAACUCAAUCACUUUACCAGCAUCACCGGUGACAGCCCAGCUGAUCGGCCGGACACAGGCAGCGUCCAACUCCACUGCUGCAGCGUCCACUAUAUCCCAGCAGGCCAUGCUUCUGGGAAAUAGACCUGCCAACUGUAAUCAGGCUCAGAUGUACCUUCACACUCAGAUGCUUAUUUUAACUCCGGCAGCCACAGUAGCUGCAGUUCAGUCAGACCUCCCUGCUGUCACAUCCUGUUCCUCUCUGACUACCUCCUCUCAGAUGCAGAAUUUGGCUCUUCGUGCCCAUUUGCCUGGAGCUCUGGGUACAGCCCACAGUGUCAUCUUAAAACCAUCUGGCCAUUCCCACACCCUGGCUCCAGCUGCAUCUCUGUCCAAGACAUCGAUCUGUGCCCUGAAGACCAACCAGAUGACGGAAACCCCCACAGAGACCGGACAGACGGACGUACCCCGGCUGGCCUCAGGAACACAGGUUAUAGCUCCAGCCUACUCUCCAGUGCAGCCCCAUGCUGUGGUUGGACAGCGGCUCUCCGGUACACCAGGCCAGCGGGUUGCACAACACCAGCUCAUCCUGCAGCAGGCCACGGCAGGAACUCCACCCCACAGACAGCUUCACCCUAUCGCCCUCCGAGUAGCACCCCAAGAAACCAGCUCCACCCCUCUCCCUUUAUCAGUAAGAAGACUGACCACCCCUGGCCCCCAGUCCCAACCAGGAAACGACCCCCCAGGGGCCUCUUCUUGCUCCUCCUCCUCUUCCUCCUCUUCUCCGUCUGUCACCAGCAUAUUCUCAUCAUCGGCCAACACCUCGGUCCCAGCUGCCACCGUCCAACCUCAGCCUCCUCCUCUGGUGGCGGCCCCACAGAGACGGACCUCAUUCCCACAAGUGCAAAACCAUCCACCCCCUCCCCCUCCACCGCUUGUACUCCCUCGACUGCCCCAGAACCCCCCGGCCUCCCUUCAGAGGUUGUCCCUGCACUCGGUCCAGGCUUUGGCCGUGCAGUCAGGCCGGAUGCUGCUGACAGAGCGGGAGCUACCUGUAGCAGAGGCCUUGGUCCAGAUGCCCUACCAGAACCUCCCUCCACCUCAGACCGUGGCUGUUGAUCUGAAAAUACAUCCAACCAGACACAAAGAAACUCCUUCACCUGGACAGACGUGCAAAGUGAAUGGAGUGAAUUCAGAGGAAAGGAAAGAGGAAACUUCUCAGAGUCCACAGAAAGACAGAUCCACAACACCUGUCACCACAUCCCCUAAACAGAAUGGUGAAGCAGUGAUACCGUCCACCAGUCCUUCAGUGAUCAGGUCUCCAGUGACAGAAGACUCCUCUCAACUCAGCACCAGUAGCAGCAUUAACAACAACCCUCCACCACCUCCGUCUCUACCUCCUCCCAUCCUACCUGCUGCAGUCAGAGGCCCCAGCCAGCUGCCCUCCACCCCCACCAGCCUGCCAGGGAGCCCCGACAGGAUCCUCAGAAGCCACAUCCUCACCCACCUCAUAGAGGGGUUCGUUAUCCAGGAGGGUCUGGAGCCGUUCCCGGUGGGGCCGUCGUCCCUGUUGGCAAACCAGCAAGCUUCACUUCCUGAAUCCCAGGAGAUCCAGACCAAUGGUGACGCAGCGGCCGAGGACAGUCCGCUGGAUGCUGAUCAGUCAGAUUCCAGCGACUCGGAGAUGGAGAACGACAGCCCUGCAGCAGAUGAGCUGGAGGAGAAAGUGUCAGGUGUGCUGCAGUGUGAGUUCUGCGGGAGUGAAGGUUACGCUCACACCUUUCUGCGCUCCAAACGCUUCUGCUCCAUGCUGUGUGUCAGAAGGUUCAGUCUCAGCUGCACAAAGCGUGUCACGGUGGUGAAAGCAGGCCGCUGGGGUCACAGGCCAAUGGGUAGGAGGGGACGACCUCCCAGCAGAGUCAACGGAGCCUCCAGAGAGCACUUUCUGAGACAGACUCGUGGGUCGUUUGGGUCAGAGGAAACUCGGCAAAAUUCACAGAGAGAGGAAGAGGAGGACCAACAGCAGCAGCAGCAGCAGCAGGAAGAGCAGGAGGAGGAGGAAGAAGAGGAGGAGGAGGGGGAGGAAGAGGAGGAGGAGGAAGACACGCCCCCUGCUCCCAUGACAACACGGCUCCGGAAGCAGGCGGAGAGAAAGCGAGAGAGGGAGAGAGAGGAGCAGGAGCAGGAGCAGAGGAUGACGGAAACCAUCAGCGUGUCUGAUACAGAAGAAGACGUCAGCUGUCCGGCUCAGUGGAACGUGGAGCAGGUGUUCUCCUACAUCAACUCCCUGCCAGGCGGUCAGGACAUAGCCCAGGAGUUUCGCUCCCAGGAAAUAGACGGGCAGGCUCUGCUUCUGCUCACCGAGGACCACCUGGUCAGCACCAUGAACCUUAAACUGGGGCCUGCCCUCAAACUUUGUGCCCACAUUAAUUCUCUGAAGGACGCAUGAACAGGAAACAUUCCCACUCUGCUCUACUACAUGGAUGGGUUUGAACAGACACAUUUGCACAGUUCCAUCUGAAGCAUCUCUAAAAUGUCUGAAUGAUUGGAUAGCUGCUCCUUGGAUGGUAAACAGACUGCUGAAUAUUAUCCUGAAACCACUGCCAGGAACUUCACCGUGGAGUCAUCCCAGUCCACUCCACACACUGUCUCGGCUGAGCUCCACAACCACGUUAACAUCCAUUUGUUUCAAAAUGGUUUUAAAGAAUGUUUUGUAUGAUUUGUAUGAAAAAGAGAACAGCUGAACACUAGACACAGAUCUUGGAUGCUGUACAAUCUCAAAGUUUACAGAACAGAUUAGCCUAUGCCUAAAUAAUCUUGGAGAAUAAAUUUAAUACACUUUAUCAACAAACAAACAGUUGUAAUAUAUUCUGAAUGUGUACUGAUUAAAAUGCUUUAUUAUUUAUUACUCCUAUAAUUAAUAUACAGUAAAAACAGUACAAAAUAA
This is a messenger RNA of Sphaeramia orbicularis (orbiculate cardinalfish), 3533 nucleotides long. It is a transcript of the gene phc3a, whose product is annotated as polyhomeotic homolog 3 (Drosophila). The record is from RefSeq and is a predicted model, not a curated record. The transcript is spliced from 15 exons. Gene Ontology annotation, molecular function: histone binding; zinc ion binding; chromatin binding. The coding region runs from base 126 to 3035 and encodes 969 amino acids. Gene Ontology annotation, biological process: negative regulation of DNA-templated transcription. Gene Ontology annotation, cellular component: PRC1 complex; nucleus. Lineage: Eukaryota; Metazoa; Chordata; Actinopteri; Kurtiformes; Apogonidae.